This is a messenger RNA of Drosophila navojoa, 520 nucleotides long. RefSeq names its product chromosome transmission fidelity protein 8 homolog. The record is from RefSeq and is a predicted model, not a curated record. NCBI's taxonomy places the organism in Eukaryota, Metazoa, Arthropoda, Insecta, Diptera, Drosophilidae. Gene Ontology annotation, cellular component: Ctf18 RFC-like complex. Gene Ontology annotation, biological process: mitotic sister chromatid cohesion.
CCUUCAUGCCUAUCAUCGUCAAAACUCAUAGUGCCGGCAGUGGUGAGUGGGCCAUCAUAGAGCUGCAAGGUGAUCUUGAGGUGCGCAGCAGUCAAAGCAUGCACGAUCAAUUCAUAGGGGAUCUGUACUACAACAAAUAUGGACAGCCCAUACUGAUAAUAGGGCAUCACAUACUGCAAGGACGCGAGCAGAAGCUAGAAAAACCAUUUGCAGUUCUGGAGAAGUCAAAAAGUAAUGAAGGACACCAACUACUCAACACGACUGAUGCAACGCUGAACGCAAGCACCAUGAAUACAACCGAAGGGCCGGAGCGAACGCUGCUGGAUGAGACAGUGGCACUGGAGCAUAAGAGUCGCCAGCGAACCGAAUAUACCGUGCGUGCCAUUUGCACGAAGAAACUCAUUUUUAAAGCCCGACCGAAGCCAAUCAUAGCCAAUGUGGCCAAAACGGUGUAAUUGUAGAUUGAUUAUGUGUCAAUAUGUAUUUAGUUGGAUAGAUAAGUAUUGUUGUAUAUAAAUGU